Molecule: messenger RNA, 1891 nt
Organism: Sinocyclocheilus grahami
Lineage: Eukaryota; Metazoa; Chordata; Actinopteri; Cypriniformes; Cyprinidae
Exons: 7
Coding region: 449-1741 (430 amino acids)
Biological process (GO): T cell costimulation; cell surface receptor signaling pathway; immune response
Cellular component (GO): external side of plasma membrane
Source: RefSeq, a predicted model, not a curated record
UAGCACUGCUCGACUGGAUUAAGCUAGUCAAGUGGAUUUCUUUUUUUUGUACCUAGUCUACUUUUUUUUUAGUUUGUCGUCUCGACACAAACAAAAUCCUACCUUAGACUUUAGUAAAAGUUACUCGUGACAGGAUUUUGUAUUUUUGCAACGACAGUGUUCAGAAACUUGUUCUUCACUCUUCUUCCGUGUCUCGUCUCAUGACAUCCAGAGAACUGUUUUAAAGUUGUUCGGAUGCUUUAAAUGGUUUCGCACCUAUUUUGACUCGUCUGUGUGUUUAAAUGUUGUGUCGAUAGAACUUUAAAGAAUAGCGGGAUUUAGAAUUAGAAAAUUCCUAAAGCUCAACGGAGAAAGAGCCUGUAACGGGACAGGUGAGCAAAGUUCAUCAUCAUCAGUAUCUUAUAUUGAUAACAGCUCAAAGUUAGUUUCCAGAGGCCACCAGACAGCCAUGAAGCUACCUCACCCAUCAAAGAGCUUCCUUUAUUUGCUCCUGACUUUUGGACCGUUUCUAGGUGGAAUGCCUGUUGAAGUAAACAUUAUGGAUACUGCGAUGUUCACUUGUAAUGAGACAUGUAAUGGACAUGUCUUAUGGACAUUCAACACGAACAAUGAAAAUCUGGACGUUUUAAAAUGUGUCCAAAAUACUUGCACAGAAGGAGACAACUUUAAGAACAGAGUGAGCCUCAAGCCUGGAACCCUGUCUCUAACCUUGUAUCCUGUUCUUUACAAUGAUGAAGGCUGGUACUUGCUCAUGUGCAAUUCAGUGUUUCUCUGUAGAGUCCACUUAGAAGCUCUUGUGCCUACUACUGUGAGCGCCUCAGUCAAAAGCAAUGUCACACUACCCUGCUACGCACGCACAGAGAAACAGAUCGCUGAUGACACUGUGAACAUCCUUUGGAAAAAAGAUGACCAAACGGUGUUACAAGUUCAAAAAGGAAUUACGACAUAUGGAUCAGGUUUUAAAGGCAGGGCAUCAGUUUCACUACACCAUUAUAAGGACGGAGAUCUUUCCCUUAACAUACUCAGAGUCACCACAUCAGAUAAGGGAUUGUAUCGGUGCUAUCACAGGGAUACAGAGGAGCAUGGUUAUCCUGCUGCUGUCACUUUCAACGUUACAGCUGAUCAAAAGUUCUAUGCAAAAAAGUUUGGUGAUAAUCUCACCCUGGACUUGUUCGACUCUGACCGUGUGAAGGUAACCUUCACCAGUCAUGAUGCGGCUGAGACCCUGGUUUGCAGUGUGACAGGAAACAACCCUAUAUGUUCAUCUGACUACAGUCACAGAGUAUCUGUCCUAAACGGCUUCCUCGUGGUGCAUGCUGCAACAUCCUCUGAUACAGGCACAUUUACUGUGAGAGACAAGAUGGGUGAAGUCAUUGGUGUCAACACUGUUACUGUGGAGAGUGUGACCCAGAUACAUCACUUCAUAACUGUGUCCGUACUAAUUGGUUUCACUGUCAUUUGCAUUUGCCUGAUCAUUUGGUGUCAGUGUCAUGGACAGUCACAAGCACAGCAGUAUCGCUGCAGUUAUAAUGCAGUACUGUCUAAUGUGGAUAUAAACCCAGAACCAUUGAGAGAGCCUGCAUGCAUUGGAUUGUCACAACAAGAAACCAGCCCAGAGCCUGACGUUUGUCCUCGCACACCUGUAGAGGAGACCAUGCCUGAGACUGUGAGGACCACUGAGAAGCAAGACAACACUGAAGAGUAUAUAACUACUGGAAUUGCAUUUGAAGAAACAAUAUAGGAAUACUUUAAGAGAACUGAAAAACUGCUCAAGUGUUUUUCUUCUGCUGUAUUAUAUGCUAUGAGAAAUAUGGCAUUACAUUUUUGAGGUAUUCUUUAAAUUACUGCAUUACUGUGCCAGUAAACUUUAUGGGAAAGGAGAGGAAUUAUA